CUAAACAAAUAUUACAGUAGUUCCUCCUCGGUCCAGGUAAGGACUUUCCGCUAGCGUUAUCGUAUGCGGCAAAUCUUGAAGUUGAUCCUUGCUUAUGUGAUUAAUAUGAUCAUCCAUAAGUUCUGAUGGUUGGGCAUCGAAACCCUCGUAACUAUCGCCUCCCUUCAAAACGAUUCGAUCCGGUACAUUCAUCAUCUGCAUGAGGCGUUCUUUUUGGGGAACGUCUUGAUUCUCGAAACCCAAACUUUUUAA
This is a messenger RNA of Haemonchus placei, 252 nucleotides long. Lineage: Eukaryota; Metazoa; Nematoda; Chromadorea; Rhabditida; Trichostrongylidae. The record is from the annotation of a GenBank genome assembly.